Molecule: messenger RNA, 507 nt
Organism: Ipomoea nil (Japanese morning glory)
Lineage: Eukaryota; Viridiplantae; Streptophyta; Magnoliopsida; Solanales; Convolvulaceae
Product: WUSCHEL-related homeobox 8-like
Exons: 1
Coding region: 1-507 (168 amino acids)
Biological process (GO): regulation of developmental process
Molecular function (GO): DNA-binding transcription factor activity
Source: RefSeq, a predicted model, not a curated record
AUGGUCAUUUCCUCUGAAGGCCCCUCAUCGUCUUCUUCCGAGAAAUCAUCUCCUAAUGAUUCUGCGAAUCACCGGCACAUCUAUGUUCAUGCACGCAAUGAGUUGUUUACUAAACCGCCUUCCAUCCAUCAAAGCUCAACUGGUUUUGCUUCUUCCGAUGGCGGCGUGUUCACACAAGCGCUCUGCUUCCCUGCCAUUUCUAUUGUUUCUUAUCAGACCACGAUUGAGAAUUCUCCAAACCUUUUGCUCACCGAACUAAUGGGCUUCGCCAUCGCCGUUUCACUCCCAAGUACUUGUGGCGGAGUGACGGGUCUUACAAAAUUAACGGUGUUCAUAAACGAUUUGGCAUUCGAGGUCACGACGGUGCACUUCAACGUGAAGGCGGCGUUUAGUGAUGACGCGGUGCUCAUUCAUUAUUCCUCCGGUCAGCCCCUCCUUACCAAUGAAUGGGGACUAACCCUUGCUCCACUUCAAGGCGGCGCUUAUUAUUACUUAGUUCGCACAUAA